Messenger RNA from Coccidioides immitis RS, 2041 nucleotides. RefSeq names its product PHD finger domain-containing protein. The transcript is spliced from 3 exons. Bases 1 to 1992 code for a protein of 663 amino acids. Gene Ontology annotation, biological process: regulation of DNA-templated transcription. The record is from RefSeq and is a predicted model, not a curated record. Gene Ontology annotation, cellular component: nucleus; Rpd3L complex; Rpd3L-Expanded complex. Lineage: Eukaryota; Fungi; Ascomycota; Eurotiomycetes; Onygenales; Onygenaceae.
AUGUCGGGCGGGUUGGGACCACCACAUGGACCGGGCGAGCUGUUCCUAGAGGGCCCCUCGGACCCCGACGCACAAGCCACCGUCACCGAUUUCAUCGACUACACCGAGUACCUUCCCUCUGACCUAGUCCGCUCCUUGACCCUAGUUCGCGACCUGGACAAAAAGUACCUGGACGCGGCCAACGCCGUUCACAAGCUUACCAAGACCUAUGGACAACUACCUCACUUACCUCAAGAAACGCGCCCGGAGCCGCAUGCGUUGCGCGUCCAGAUUUCAGAACAGCUGAAACGAGCGAUCAAUGCGCGCGAGGCCUCCUUCGCAGAGGCAUCUCGCCUUUACGAUGUCGUGGACCGCCAUUUCAACCGUUUAGCGAGCAUCAAAUCAAAACUCGUUGCACUCUCAAUUACCACCGCACGCGAGCUCGCCAUUGACCUUCCCGAAACAAAAGAUGGCGCAGCUGGGGCUAAAGUCGAGAAAACAGAGCCACCUACGCGUAUCACACUCCGCCUUGACAGUGCUAGGCAAAAGUCACGCGCUGCUCAGAGAGGAGCGAGGGGCGGUCGUGCUACGGCGUUUGAUCCCAGUCAAGUGGCACCCAGCGUGGAAGGAUCUGAUGCUGACGCUGCUAUUGGGCUAGGCGUGGAGGAGGGGCAGAAAAAGGGGGCCAAGCAAAAGAAGGCCAGAAGGAACCCCAGAACGUUGCAAGGUGCAGAGGGUGAACAUAUCACAGCGGAACGCUCUACGAGUAGAGCCCUUGCAGCACUAUCAGCUCCUCCUCCAGAUGCAAAAAUAGGCAGCGAGUUUCUUCCAUGGUUACGCUUAACAGAUUGGGAAAUGGCCUGUCUUCGCAAAAAGAUGAAGAAAAACAACUUCUGGCAGCCGAGUGAGGUCAUGAUCCAUCGUGAGCUCUCAGAACUGGGCCGCGGAUGGGAUAAUUAUCGAGCAGCAAGGGAGAAGGCUGAAUCAACAGGCACCGAGCUCAUCGACUGUGACGAUAUCAUGAACAACUACGUUCAAGGGAAACUUACCCGCAAAAGCGAAGUGCACGGCAACAUGGGAACCACCGGGGUGGAAGAAACCAAGCUGAUCAAUCGAGCUAAACCUAGGACAAAACCAAAAACUACCUCCAAGAAGAGGAAAUUCGAGGAGACAGCAGCUCUUGAUGCUCAGGAGGAGGACGUGGAGCCCUUGACUUCCGAGGCUGUCUCCGGAACAACUAAUGUUAAAAAGCUUAGGCUCACCAAACCUGCCCUUAUUUCUAAUGAAAGCUCUAUUGCUGAAACUACACCGGCAAAGCUCUCACUUUCUCUAGGACCGUCAGGUUCAGCGAAGGGAACCCCGGGCCCGUCCUCUGCUGAGCCUGAACGCCCAGUCACCCGAAGCGGGCGUCGACCAUCAGCCUCAUCCAAAGCCCAGCCAGUCUCCACCCCACCAACUGGCCUAAAAUCCACCCGUCACCGGUCUGCGACGGCGGGAUCAACCGAAGCUGGGGGCCGUGAGGCGCUCCACCGCAAGAGCAUGACACCGGGAAAAGCGGCAGCUACCGAUGCGGGGGCCAUCGCACCAACUGUAGCACUGGGCACCACCGCAGCAAGUCGACGAAGUAAACGUCCUGCUCCCGGGCCCGUCACGGCUGGCCAAGACGGAGGAUCAGCGGUUAGCGUUGGUCGACGCAAGGUGAAGCCGGCCAAGAAGAAGAAAGAUCAAAACCCCAAAGACGCACAACUACCGGAUGGUUAUCGAAUCGACGAAGACGGAGUGGUUGAAGAGAUCGAUCCGAACGAACCGAGAUACUGCAUCUGCGGAGACGUUAGUUUUGGGACCAUGAUUUGCUGUGAGGAUAAUGAUUGUGACAGAGAAUGGUUCCAUCUGGAAUGUGUCGGGCUGACAGAGGUGCCAAGUCGUACUGCAAAGUGGUACUGCCCAGACUGCAGGAAGAAACUCGGCAAAGCAGCUGCCGAUGGGAUUGUUCGAUCAGGUGGCAGGCGUUGAUAUGUUUUCACGUUCUUUUGAUGAAAUCAUGCUGCAUCAUGGGUGUCGG